This is a messenger RNA of Syzygium oleosum, 728 nucleotides long. RefSeq lists its product as uncharacterized. The record is from RefSeq and is a predicted model, not a curated record. The transcript has a single exon. The coding region runs from base 186 to 611 and encodes 141 amino acids. Lineage: Eukaryota; Viridiplantae; Streptophyta; Magnoliopsida; Myrtales; Myrtaceae.
AGUCUCGAGUUCCAAAACGAGGGUCUCUCUUUCGUCUUUGGCUCGUUAUAAAUAUGAGUAGAGCCACCAACGUCCCCAUACUCCGUGCCGUACCAUUCACGUAGACAUCUCUCGUUUUUCUUGUCUCUGCUCUCAAAGCAUUUAACAAAAAAACACCUGCUGCGGCAUAUCGAUCAUCAGGAACCAUGAAGAGGCGAAGAGUGAAGGGCGCGGGAGCCCCCAACAAGCCCGCUAGAUCGUCGUCAUCAGAUAAAGAAGACGCUCGAGCUCAGGGAUUUGCCGGAGCUGACGCGGCGGCUGCGGAGGCCAAGGAGGAGGAGGGCGGCGAGAAGGCGGGAACGAGAGGGGAAGGGGUGGCGGGAGGAGUAGGAGGAGGAGGCGCGGCGGUGGCGGCGGCGGCGGCGGCGAAGAUGGAGGGGUUGGAGGAGUGGCCGCCGUGGUGGACGACGUGGGAGGUGGCGGACGAAGAAGCGAUGUCGUUCGGGCCCGUGUGGUCGCCGUUCUGGGACGGGGAGUUCAUGGGCGACGAAGCUUUCAACGCGCUGUUCGGCGACGUCGCGUGGGACGGGGACCUCUGGAACUUGAAGGAUUUGGAGAAACCAAAGGGUUGAGAGAGUUUUCAGUGGUUGAGAAUGGUGGGGGUUAGUUUGUGCAUGAACCUCCAGUUGUCUCUUUCCGGGAGUUACGAACGUUGAUCAAGAAAUACCGGGAAUCCCCCGCUUCGUCUU